Prorocentrum cordatum is the source of this 706-nucleotide messenger RNA. Lineage: Eukaryota; Dinophyceae; Prorocentrales; Prorocentraceae. The record is from the annotation of a GenBank genome assembly.
GAUGGCCACAACAUGCUUCUGGAAGUCGACGACUUCGUGGGCUACCUCCACGACCUCUACGAAGACGGCAAGCUCGAGAUCCUGAUCAGGAUCUUCACGGUGUCGGUGGCGAUGGGCCCGAGCAUCUACCGCUGCCGCCGGAGGCGGCCGACCCCACUCCUGGCCGGUGGCACUCCGCCUGGGAGCGACGUGGACAGCGACGGGGAGGCGGGGCACUCCGUGGCAGCCUCCACGGACAAGUCCGAGCCCCCGAAGGACAUGCCACAGAUGAAAGCGAUGACGAGCAGCCUCCCGGACGAGAUCGCCCGCUCGAAGGCCGAGCCCCCUCGAGGACGGUCGAGUCACAGCCAGUCGUCGGCAGCCUCCCCUGGGGACAGCAGUCUCGCCAGCUGGGAGAGAGUGAGCAGCGCCUCCACCGAGCCAGGCACGGACAUGCACGCGAACAAGAUGGUCGACCGCUUGAAGAAGUUCGAGGACACCAUCAGCGCGGACUGGGCCGACUCGGGUCUCACCUCGAGAGUGGCGCCCGAACUCCGGGCCCAGACCUACGGCAAGCACGGCAGCGUGGUGAAGUUCGCGGCGGACUGGGUCCGCCUGAAGGAGCUGAGCCGCAACCACAUCGGGCACGAGAUGAUGUUGCACUGCAUAACCUUGGACACAGUUCGUACCCACCAGGCUGCCAUCAGCAACCCGAACGAGCUGAUUG